Anopheles marshallii is the source of this 1281-nucleotide messenger RNA. RefSeq lists its product as uncharacterized. The record is from RefSeq and is a predicted model, not a curated record. The transcript has a single exon. The coding region runs from base 1 to 1281 and encodes 426 amino acids. Lineage: Eukaryota; Metazoa; Arthropoda; Insecta; Diptera; Culicidae.
AUGUCGGCACAAAACAACAGAGGAGUGUACCGUAGGAAACAUAGUGAUGAACGCAGCAGAUCGUACGACCAAACCGUAAUAAGUGAUGAUGACGAAGAAUCGGACACAUUGACGGAGCUAUCGCGGGAGUCGCUAACAAGUAGUCAAGGACGCAGCAGCAUCGGUUCUAUUCCGUGGGCAGAGGAUGCAAUUAAGCAGAACCAAAACGAAUGGGAACGGAUCGAUAGGAUGUUCUAUGGCGAGGAGGAUCUUCCCGUAGAUGCGAAACUCCGCGAAGAAAUCCUAGAAUGGACAUCCGUUUUUCCAUUCCUUCGUGUUACGGGAAAACCGAUUACCAUCCAAGAGUCUGUGCAUGUGAAAGGUAAUGAUCCGUUUCAUGAAGAAAUAUUGAUGGUGGAUCCUCCCCUACCAGGACGGAUGCGUUCCUCUCGGUCUGGGCGAGACGGGCCUAGCAAUCAUCCCGCUAAGGAUGUGGAAUGUGUACUUACUUCUUGUGAGCUGGAAAAAUGUUUGUGCAUUAGCUCUGGGCAGUUAUACCGUCAUAGCAAUCAAGCUUCGGCUCAAACGAAAGCAGGACGACGAUCUGGGACAGAUCUUGGUUCAGUAUCGGAAGUCAUAGAUAGGAUAGACAGACCAUAUAUCAAAGUAAAACCUCUCAACAGUCUGAUGGUACCACAGGUGCCAGUCGUCUCGGUAGGUUCGAUCGGGUUACUAAUAUCGAACCACUGUGUCGGUUCAGGUAGCUAUCACGCUCUGUCUGGCGUGAGUAGAAAUUGCAGUGCACAAUCAGUCACACAUAAUAACAUUGACGGUAGCAACAAUGCAGGCCGUAGCAGAAACGUAAAUUUGCAACGAAAACUCGCCCCCUUGCCCCAUCGACCAUCACAACAGCAGCAGCAUCAGAACAAAUGUUCUAAAACAAUCGAAACGACCAUACUCUCGGCAUCGGCAUCGGCAACACAUAACCGCAUUCCACCAUUAUCUAAGAACUAUAAGUUCCUGGUACAAAACAGCUACGUGGCACCGACAUUGCUGGCGGAAAUUGAACAACGACAUCACAACAAACUGAACGUGGUCAAGUCGGCAACCACGAGGUACAUGGCAUCUUCGCCAACCAAGCACAUCUUUGCCUUACCUGCCUUAACCGGAAUUGACGGGCUGGUUCGUCACAACCCUGUUACAGGAUUACAUCAAAGUCCGGCCAAGAACCGAGCAUUUCGAUCGGAGGUCAUUGGUCGAUCGAUAUCUGCUGCCGUUACGCAAAAACAAAAUCCGAUCUGA